AAAAAAAUUCGCUGUAUAAUUUUGGUGCUUUGCGCUCUCCUCCCGCCGCCAUGCCGUCCACUGACGUUGCAGAGAUUCAAAAAAAGCUCUUCAAGCGCAUGGGCCUGAGUGUACCAGAAGACAAACAAAAAGCACCAAGGCGCCCGUUCAAACAAACCAAGGGAAAUUUCAGUCAAGUGUCGCGUCGCAAAGCUGAAAGAGCGCAAAAAAGGACACAGCAUCACCCAAGGCAGGCUCUUCCUGCUAGAAAACAAGCCAAUGGCAUCAAUUCUACUCGCCCAGAGAGAACCUCACAACGCCCGAAAGGUCCUCCGGCAAAAUCAUUACCAAGUGACGACAGCCAGAGUGACAGCGAUGGCUCUGAAGUACCGGUUGACGAGGAAGAGGAUGACUUCUCGCGAGAAUUCGACGACGGCGAAAGCGAAGGCUCUGAAAUCGAAGACGGAGACGACUUUGGCUUAGAGGACGAGAGCGAAAGCGAGAGCGAUGCUGAGGGCGAUGCGGAUAGCGAUGCCGAGAGCGAUGAGGCACAGUCAUCAUCGAAAUACGAGGGGAUUUCUUCAAGAGUUCGCGAGCAAUUGGCUCAAGAUGAUAAGGAAAUCGAGGAACUCGAAAAGAAACUACGCAUCAAGAAGGGAUCUUCAUCGCUGCCGAAGUCUUUUAGAGAUGAUGGGCUCGACGAAAUUUUAGGCGAUGUUGGGGCGGAGUCUGAAACGAAAGAAGCUGAUGAUAGUCUCAAAAGAAAGCGGCAGUAUGACGACUGGCUAGCUUCGAAAAGGAGGAAAGCUGAAGGCGCUUCAGCUGCCCAGGGCGACUCUGCUAUAUUAGAUGGCUCAGAAGAUGAGGACGAGUUCGAUUUUUCAGACGAUGAAAGCGACAACCACGACCGAGAGGAAGGCUCAUCAAAUCAUAAACAGGCCAAAGUGAAAGAAAAUCCAUAUGUGGCCCCGACCGCAGGAGCAGUAGUCGCCAAAUAUGUGCCCCCAUCGUUGCGAAAAGCUGCCAAUUCAGAUUCAGAAAUCAAGAUGCGGCUGCAAAAACAGAUCCAGGGUCUGGUGAAUCGUUUGACAGAGGCAAACAUCCUACAAAUUGUCAAAUCUGUCGAGGAUCUUUACCAAAACAAUGCUCGCGGUGACAUCACCGAGAUUCUUACGAGUACACUUUUGGCGCAAAUGUACAAGUCUUCAAGUGUUCCGGACCAAUUCUUGGUUCUCACAGGUGGCUUUUCCGCCGCGGUUUACAAAGUGAUUGGAUCUAGCUUUGGAUCCCACCUGACGCAACAGGUGGUUGUGAGCUUCCAAGGCUCAUACAAGAGUAUCACGCAGGAAGGGGUUGACUUGUCAGAAAUUCCAAAAGAAGCGUCAAAUAUUCUUGGAUAUCUCACACAAUUAUACCUAUUCGAAGUUGUGAGCUGCAAGAUCAUCUUUGAUUAUAUGGAGAGGCUUCUCACCGAGUUGAACGAGCUAAAUGUUGAGCUUCUUCUACGUAUCUGCCGCAUGGCGGGCCGCCUUCUCCGGCGUGAUGAUCCAAAUGCGCUCAAGCACGUUACAUCCAUUUUGAACAAGGCAGUUGGCGAAAUUGGGCCCGCUAACCUGUCUGUACGUACAAAGUUCAUGGUUGAGACGAUUAAUGAUCUUGGCAAGAGCAAGCCAAAGGCUCGAGGAUUGGACUCUGGUAUUGUAUCAGAUCACGUUCUCCGCAUUAGAAAGAAGCUUGGUGAGCUCAAGUCACAGUCUCGGAGACUCGAUGGUCUCGCACCCAUGGGCUUGAGCCUGCAAGACAUAGAAAAAGCAGAUACUCGAGGCAAAUGGUGGCUGGUGGGCGCAAGUGUCCCAGCAAAAGAGACUUAUCAGGAUUUGGAAAAAGAGUCAACAUCCGCACCGCAAAAGAAUGGCAGGGAUCUGACAGACGACGAGGAUAUGGAUAUUGUACUGCCCGAUUACUCGAAGAAAGCUCGCGGCCAAGGCUUCCACACCUCAGCACAAAUAGCUAUAUUUACUGCUCUCAUGUCCGCGACAGACUAUGAACAUGGGUAUCGACAAUAUGCUAGCCUCAAGCUGAGAAAAGACGAUCAAAACGAGAUUGCACGCGUUCUCGUACAGUGCGUCGGGAGUGAAGCAAACUACAAUGAAUACUACGCACUCGUGGGCAAGCAGGCCUGCAUAAACAACAAAAUUAGGUUUGCCUUUCAAGACAGGCUUUGGAGGAUAUUCCGGAGUCUUGGCGAGCUUAUGUUCGGCGAAGAAGCAGAAGAGGAAGAGACUGCCGACAGUGAAAAGAUGAAGGACGAGCGGCGCCUUGGCCAUGUGGCGCGCUUCUACGCGACUCUGAUAUCUAACGGGGCCCUAAACAUCAAUAUAUUGAAGCCUUUACAUCUUUCUAGGCUGAAUUCAUGGACGCUCAUGUUUAUUGAGCAGCUCAUAGUCAGCCUCCUGCAGGCCUGUCGAGGUAGCAAUGAAGACAAGGAGAGCGCCCGGGUGGCCAAGAUCUUUGGCGCGGUGGCAGAUAUGCCGUCACUUGUGGCGGGCUUGGAGUGGUUUCUUCGGAAGAAGAUCCGGAAAAGCAAGCUGUUAACGCCAAAGGAGGCGAAGAGGCUGGAAAGGGUCAGGGGAAAGGCUGAGGCUGUUGUACAAGCUCAAGCGGCCAGAGAAGUCUAGGGAAGCCAAGAAAAACUGGCCUCAGAGAGGUGUUUCCUAAACGACACCCAGAACAUAUAUAUAAACCACAGAUAUAGAUAUAGAAUACGUAGAUUGGUAGCUGCUUGGACGUGCAAGCGGAGCAUAAUGCCCCUUUUGAAACGAGGUUGCCGAGGAUAAUGACGCUCUACGAAAACUGCCAGGAACCGGCGUGACAAUAAAAAA
Messenger RNA from Trichoderma asperellum CBS 433.97, 2861 nucleotides. RefSeq lists its product as uncharacterized. Gene Ontology annotation, cellular component: nucleolus. NCBI's taxonomy places the organism in Eukaryota, Fungi, Ascomycota, Sordariomycetes, Hypocreales, Hypocreaceae. The record is from RefSeq and is a predicted model, not a curated record. Gene Ontology annotation, molecular function: protein binding; RNA binding. Gene Ontology annotation, biological process: ribosomal small subunit biogenesis.